This is a messenger RNA of Moneuplotes crassus, 759 nucleotides long. NCBI's taxonomy places the organism in Eukaryota, Ciliophora, Spirotrichea, Euplotida, Euplotidae. The record is from the annotation of a GenBank genome assembly.
CUUGGGGGUUUGGAAGCAUUGAGGGUUUGGGGAAGGUUUAAAGAAGGUUUUUAUAAGAUUUGAAGAAAUUAAAAAAAUUAUAAUAGUAGGUACUUUAGGAACUUUAGAAAUUUUAUAAAAAUCGCUAAAUAAAAUAAAAUGCUUAUUGGUCAAUGAAUUUUAAUAAACUAAGAUAUGAAAUUAGUAGCAAUCAUUACCUACAAACCUGCUUUUGAAGGCUAUGUUGCAAGUUCUGUUUGCUAAAUUUUCUAUGCUUUUUAUUAGAUAUUUGUCCUCCGAUAGGGAAGUGGGCUACACUACCUUGAGCCACAUCCCAGGGAUUCAAACAAAUAGAGUUUCACAAUGAUUUUUCCAAAUCAUCUGAUAUGAAAUAGGAAUAAAAACUGUCCCUACUCCAAUGAAGAAGCCGUUAAUGAUAUAUAUACUUAAUCCUACGAUAUUUUAAUAUUACUAGUCCUCUCCCAGAUCAUAAAGACAGAGCCUUUUACCCAACCAAGACCUAUAUCUAAACCCUAUAAAAUUAUACUACCCAUAUUUUAUAUCAUAAAUUUUUGGCUCAACAAAAAACAUCUAAAAUCUUCCUCAAAGCACAUUAUUCCUCUAUAUCCUCUAUAAACACCCCCUUCCCCCAACGACACUGCUCUCCAAUUAACCACCCCAAAUCCCCCAGGAUCAAGUCCCUUAACCCCCAGCCCCUAAAUCCUAAUCCCUCACCUACAGCCCCACCAGCAGUCUCUUCCUUGUCACCCACCCUUCAUA